AUGUUGUCCCUCGCCGCGUUUGCCGUCUUUGGCUUCCUAGGGAGCACCGUCGCGUCACUCCCACCGCGGAGCAUCCUUGAACGUCAGAACUCUGAGUGGAAUGUUGGACAAGUCGUCCAGACUUCGAGUGGCCCGGUGGAGGGCCAUGCAUCCCACAACAUCUCUGAAGUCUCUGAAUACCUUGGCAUCCCCUGUAGAAGUAGACAAUUGGGAAACCUCCGCUUCCGGCCUCCACUGAGGUUCAAUGGGACGAAAGCAAUCGACGGCUCCAAAAAUGGGCCAUCUUGCAUGGCCAGCACGACGUCGGGCCUCGCCACCAACGCGAGCGACUACGAGAAGCUUGGACUUACGCCGGCCGGGCGUGACGUGAUCUUCGCACUGACAACACCUCCGGGUAAUGCCAGCGAGGACUGCUUGACGCUCAACAUCUGGACCAAACCACAGACCGGGGAAGCCGAGAAGGCUGUGCUGCUGUUUAUCUAUGGCGGAGGUUACGUGACCGAUCAACGCUUGGCCGUCGAAUGGGUCCGGGACAACAUUAGGAAUUUCGGCGGCGACCCAACUCGAAUCACCCUUUUCGGUCAGUCAGCGGGUGCUUCGUCCGUCGACUAUUACUCCUAUGCCUGGGCCGACGACCCCGUAGUUCACGCCUUCAUCCCAAUGUCUGGUACGGCGAUCUCCUUCGGCCAACAGACAUCCGAAAACGCAACAGCGACUUGGUUCAACCUCACGACUCGCCUUGGAUGUGGAGGGGCAUCGGACAACCGCGACACCGUUUUCAAUUGCAUGCUUGAGAAACCGGCACAGGAGAUCGCAAACGCUGUGCCAGUCAAUCUUAUCACCGACAGCGACAGCAGUCUCGCAUAUGGACCAGCUAUCGACGAGACGGUCAUCUUUUCGGACUACUUCACACGAAAGCCCGCCGCGCGGCCAUUUCUCAUUGGCCACGCGGAUUUUGAGGCAGGUCUCUUCCGACUUCUCGCUCCGAGCUUCCCAGACGAGAUCUGGGCGAUCGCCAACCAGAAUACAUUCGUGUGCCCGUCUGCCAUCAGAUCGGCGCUAUCCUUAGCCUUUGGGAAUCCGACGUGGCGGUACAGAUACUUUGGCGACUUUCCCAACCUUGUUCUGACAAACACACCACCGAGCGGUGCUUGGCACGCUGGGGAGCUGCCUUUGCUUUUCAAUACAACCCUAGUUUCGAGUGGUGUGGUGGCGGACACGCCUGCAGAGGUUCAAAUCGGCAAGUACUUCCGCGGAGCCUGGGCUACUUUUGCGAAGGACCCUGUCAUCAAAUACGGCUGGCCGCAGUACUCACCAGACACGUCUUCGCUGAUCCGAAUAGCCUACAACAGUCAGACUGGCCCUAACCUUGCUACGGGGAACAUGUACGACAUCGGCUGUCCAGGCCUCGGACCUGCUGCGCCGAACGGCUCGUCAUCCCCAAACGGCACGCAGACUAUGGGUACGGGCUCAUCGCCGGCCGGGGCUAAUGGGACUAUGGGGUUUACUGCCGACAUUUUUCUCGUUGUCGCUUUCAUCUCAGCGUUCGGCAUACUACUAGCUUAUUAG
Messenger RNA from Lasiosphaeria miniovina, 1569 nucleotides. Its product is annotated as Alpha/Beta hydrolase protein. The transcript is spliced from 4 exons. Bases 1 to 1569 code for a protein of 522 amino acids. The record is from RefSeq and is a predicted model, not a curated record. Lineage: Eukaryota; Fungi; Ascomycota; Sordariomycetes; Sordariales; Lasiosphaeriaceae.